AUGGCAACAGACAUUCCCAAGAACGUUCAUGUAUCGGCUCACCCGUGCCUGCUGGCCAAGCUCAGCCAGCUCAGAUCUAACAAGACCAGUCCGAAGGAGGUCAAGUCCCUCAUCAAUGAUAUCUCGUUGAUCCUGGGGUGUGAGGCCCUCGCCGCAUCGGUCACCUCGGUGCCUGGCGCACAGGAUGUCACACCCAUUGGUUUCGAGUAUACAUCAUCUGGCAUAGAACCCAGCAACAUGUGUCUCGUUCCUAUUCUGAGAUCCGGUCUCGGCAUGGUUGAAGCCAUUCAAACCUUGCUGCCCAGCCCGGUCCCAGUCCACCACCUAGGCCUCUACCGCGAGCCCACCACCCUGGAGCCAGUAGAGUACUACAACAACCUCCCCAACCACCUCACCGACCCGGCAGCCGCCUCGGCCCAGGAGCCUCCGGCCCGCAUCGCCUUCAUCCUCGACCCCGUCAUCGCCACCGGCGGGACCUGCGCCGCAGCCAUCCAGACGCUGCGCGAGUGGGGCGCCCACAAGGUCGUCGUCCUCUCCGUGGCCGGCGCCGUGGCCGGCGUCAAGCGCGCGGCCGCCGAGUGGCCCGAGGGCGUCGAGAUCUUCAUCGCCGGCAUCGACCCGGAGCUCACCAAUGAGGGCAUGCUGAGGCCCGGGCUCGGCGACGUCGGCGACCGGCUGUUCCUGACGAUCGGGAAGUAG
Messenger RNA from Thyridium curvatum, 699 nucleotides. RefSeq lists its product as uncharacterized. The transcript is spliced from 3 exons. Bases 1 to 699 code for a protein of 232 amino acids. The record is from RefSeq and is a predicted model, not a curated record. NCBI's taxonomy places the organism in Eukaryota, Fungi, Ascomycota, Sordariomycetes, Thyridiales, Thyridiaceae.